AUGGCCACGGUGAUGAAGAAUGACGAAAGACCACGACGUAAUAAGACGGGAACGGGGGCGCAGCUGUCCCAGCCGGAAAAGGAUGCUGGAGAGCAGCCAGGCGACAAGCACACCGCUCAGCAGGAAGACAGCAUUGUGGGCCAUGAUGUCCAGUGGCAUGUCCUGGGCAGUAUCACUGGUGGAGAUGUCUGCUCGCAUACAUUUGUAGAUGGAAAGAAGCCUACGUCAAAUCAGGGCAACAUGAGUCAUGGCAAGUACCCCCAACCCCCACUCGAGGCUCUGUUCAGAGCAACAGCGAACGACGAUGGGCUAUGA
This is a messenger RNA of Penicillium canescens, 315 nucleotides long. RefSeq lists its product as uncharacterized. Lineage: Eukaryota; Fungi; Ascomycota; Eurotiomycetes; Eurotiales; Aspergillaceae. The record is from RefSeq and is a predicted model, not a curated record. The coding region runs from base 1 to 315 and encodes 104 amino acids. The transcript is spliced from 4 exons.